CAUAUAGGCCAAUAAAACACCUCUUGAAGGCUAACCACUCCGAGGCCAAUAUCAAGAUACGAACCCCCCUGUUGACUCUCGCCACAGGUAGAUCGAUAACCGGCGAGGUUGUCUCCCUUUUGUCAAGUUGUUAUCAGACAGGUAUUCCAGAAUAAAGGUGUAUCAAUAAUCAGUCGGAGCGUAAACACAGCCUACAAAUAUGUCAACGGUGGAGCCCGCCAGCCCCUCCCAGGAGAAAGAGCUCAGUAAGGUGUCCCCUGAGAACCGCUGGGUGGAGAUUCAGAGGAAGACGUUCACUAACUGGAUAAAUGAACAGUUGAGUGUUAGUGGGCGGGUCAUACAGGACAUCGAGAAGGAUUUCUGUGAUGGAGUUACUUUGGUGGCGCUGGUUGAAUCACUACAGUUCAAGAAGAUCGGGAAGGUCAUCCCCAACCCCACGGGGCGGAUUCAAAUGAUCCAGAAUGUGGCCCUGGCCUGUAAAGCCAUCAUGGAAGACAAUGUCCGACUCGUUAACAUUGGAAAUGAGGACAUUGUCAAUGGGAAUGUGAAGCUGAUAUUGGGGUUGCUAUGGCAUCUUAUCGUCCGCUACCAGAUCUCAUCCCGGAAGACGAAGGUUCCGCCAAAGAAGCUCAUGAUAAACUGGUUCCGGUUAAUACUUCCGGAACUUGAAAUUUCAAACUUUACUUCCGAUUGGAGCACCGGAAUACCGCUACACGCACUCAUCGACCAUCUUCGUCCAGGUACAUCCCCAAACUGGCGAGAGCUCCACGCCAAAAAUGCUGUAGAAAACUGUAGAACUGCAAUACUUCUGGCUAAAGAGCACCUGAACAUUCCACGGGUUAUUAGUCCGGAAGACUUUGCAAGCGAGGCUCUGGACGAGUUGUCGGCCAUGACAUACCUCUCCUAUUUCGUGAGGUCAGAAUCGCCGGGGUAUUACGACACCUUAAACUGGGUUUGCAAGCAACUAAGGACUACCCAAAUCACAAAUCUUACGACGGACUGGAAUGAUGGAUACAACCUGUGUUCUAUUGUAUCAUCAAUGGGAGGGGUGAUCCCGAACUGGCCAAAUAUCGACAGAGAAGAUAAAAUGAAGAAUGUACAGAUGGCGAUUGAUGCCGGGAAGAGAAUGGGCGUGGACCCGAUCCUGAGUGCGUCCGAACUAUCAGACCCCUCCGUCGAUCAUCUGAGUGUCAUGACAUAUCUGAACCGGUUCCGGUACGCCACUCCGGUAAAAUCAGACAACGAGAAACUGAGCAUACAGGGAGACUUUGACAACCAUCUGACUGGAGUUCAGAUCCACUUUAAGCUAGUCAUGGAGGACAAAGACGUACAGAAGGAACUGACCAGUGUCCAGAUAAAAAGCGCCAAGGGCAACCAGCGCUGUGACGUCAGCUGGAAGGACAAGUACGCGGACUGUCGCUUCACCCCUGCGGAUCCGGGCUCUUACACGCUCAACGUUCUGUAUAAUGGUACUCCCUUAGUAGGUUGUCCUGUGACAUUCAGUGUCAAGGCCGAUCUCUCCAAGGUCAAACUUCGAACACAGUCCUCUUCGUGCAUGGUUGGAUCAUCAAAUGACAUUGAAGUUUUGUCAGAGUCUGAAAGCAAUGAAGUAUUAAUCGAAUAUUGCUCACCUAAUGAGGAGGUUAAAUCGCUGACGACACUGUAUGAAAAUGGCGUCUUUUCCGCCACUUUUAGACCAAAGUCAGUCGGUCUGUGGAUCGUCCAUGUGUUCUGUCAGGGGGAGGAGAUCUCCAGUAGUCCCAUUUCAUUUGACGUCUACGAUCCCCAGAAAGCAUGGUUAUCCGGGCCACAGAAAGGGAUUGUGGGAGAGGAAGUUGUCUUCACAGUGAACUACAGCGAAGCCGGGAUAGGUGAUAUCGAGGGUGCAGUGCGGAAUGUCGGAAAGGAAAUUGCCUGCGAGGUCAAUGAAACGGAAUACAAUGGAAUAAAAACUAUAGAGUUUGUUCCUCAAAACUCAGGAAUGUUCUUUGUGUACUGCAAGUUCAACAACACGGAAAUUACAGGGUCUCCCAAAAGUAUUGAUGUGGUAGAUCCGGGCCAAAUUGUUGUGACUGGUGAAGGUUUAACUCGAGGUUUGAGGGGGAAGGAGUGUACAUUCCAGGUUAACAUUGGAGAUCUGGGAGGAAACAUAAGUGUCACUGUUGAAAAUGAAGGUAAAGAAGUGGACACCUCGUGGCGUGAGGCAGGGUCCUCUACAUACAUUUUCUCGUAUGUACCUAGCAAUGCAGGGACCUUCAAGAUAAAUGUCAACUGGGAUGAAAGAGCAGUCCCAGGAAGUCCAUUCUACGCAAAAAUCACGGAUAGAUCACGCGUGACUCUGAUCACGGACCUCACGGAUCUGAUGGACGAGAACGAACACUUGGUCCUUGAUUGUGGAAAGGAAACACAACUUCUUUACGACAUAAGUGCCGCUGGUCCAGGAAGGAUGACAGCUACUGUUCUGUCUCCUCGGGGAAAGCUUAAAGUAGAGACACGAAAACCAAAAAAAGAGGAGAUGGAGAUUGCUUUCACAGCAGUUGAAGAAGGUGACCAUUACAUCCACGUGUAUUGGUCGGAUGUACCUCUGGAUUCUUCGCCCAUACUAGCGUAUUGCCCAGGGCCUCCACUUCCGGUUGAUCACACAAAAGUUGUCAUUGAGGGCAAGGGCAAAGAAAAGGCACGAGCAUUAGUUCCAGCGGAGUUUCUUAUCAAUGGAAGAUUUGCAGGACCUGGAACACCAAGAGUGCUGUUGAAGGGCGUUAAAAAGGAUGUACAUGUAAACAUUACACCUAUGAAGUAUGACCGAUACAAAUGUACAUACAGUGCCCCAAACCCUGGAGCCUAUGUAUUAUACGUUUAUUGGUCAGAACAACUUGUUCCUAAAUGUCCGUAUAAGAUCACAGCUUCCAACAAAGGGGCAAGUGGCAAGGUAAAAGUUACUGGUCAAGGUCUGAAGGGCGGUUAUGUAGGUCAAGAACUUCAUCUAGAUGUCGAUACAACUGAAGCUGGUUUCGGUGAAAUCAAGGUCAGCUGUCACGGAGAGCUCCGGGAGGCGAGAUGUGACGUGUUCGACCAACGUAAUGGUAUUUAUAAGGUGCACAUGUAUCCUAGGGAGGCGUGCAGACACCGACUCGAGAUCACGUAUGAUCACGAACACGUGCCAGGCAGUCCAUUUAAAAUCCCGGUAGGGGAGCCUCCCGACCCGAGGAAAGUCCGAGUCUAUGGCCCUGGAGUCCAGGACGGACUUAUCCAAACCUUCGAGAGUAAAUUUCUGGUGGAGACUUCCGGCGCAGGCGCUGGACAGUUAGCUGUGAGGAUAAGGGGGCCUCGAAGUGCGUUCAAGGUCAAUAUUCAAAGAGAGGAAGAGAAUGACAGGACUGUUCUGUGUUCAUACAGCCCAGAGGAGCCCGGGAAAUACGUCAUCAAUGUCAAGUGGUCGGGGCGCCACGUCAGAGGAAGUCCAUUCAAUGUACAGCUGUUCGAAUCCCAGGCAGAAUUGGACAAUUACCUUGGCAACAAAAAGGGGUUUUUCGUGGAGAAAACAAAAGCAAAUAUGCAAUGGCGAGCCGAAAUUUGAUUUUUGUUUAUUUUACUAUAUUUUUGCAUUUGAAAGUUGUUAAUAGUGAAUGUAUUGAUUUUGUGUUCUACAAGUUUAAUACUUUUAUUGUUUGGAAUUGUUUUGUUGUCAAAGAUGUCUGUUGUUUGUCAUUAAAUUUUUUAAAGUUAAAUAAAAAUCAAAAAAGAAAAUAA
Molecule: messenger RNA, 3750 nt
Organism: Magallana angulata
Lineage: Eukaryota; Metazoa; Mollusca; Bivalvia; Ostreida; Ostreidae
Product: filamin-A-like
Exons: 21
Coding region: 200-3577 (1125 amino acids)
Biological process (GO): actin cytoskeleton organization
Molecular function (GO): actin filament binding
Source: RefSeq, a predicted model, not a curated record